AUGAUCAAAGAGGGCGGAGUGUUUGAUGAGAAUGUCACUAUUAAUAGUGCUGAACAGACAGUGACUUUUUACGUACCCUCACGAGAAGGCGCUGUUAAAGCCAAUGUUGUCCACGAUUUUCGCAAGGUAAACGUCGCUUUCGCAGUGCCAUAGUGUUAUUUUUUCUUUUCUACACUGAUCAAACUUAUUCACUGAGAAUAUGUGAGUGUGAGUAUUGUAUGUGAAUAAUAUCUAAGCCAGUGGCUAUGUCCAAACGUGAAAUGUUUUAUAUAUACAGUAAUAAAAUAAACUGAAGGAAUUUAUUUACCUUUACCCUUUUAUAAAGCCUACAUGAUAUCAAGUGCGUUAUGAGCCAAGCGGAUGAACGGGGAAUUUAAUUUUACCCCCUUGUUCCCAAGUUAGGAACCGGUCCCUCAACCCGUUCCCGGCCGCCCUUGGGUGAUUUUCCGCUGGUCCCCUACCGUUUAUGCCCUGAGCGAAGCCCUGCUUCGUCUCUGUGAAAUGUUAAAAUAUGGAACAUCAACGUGCCUUUUUACACAAGAUGUCAACUCCUUUACCCAUUCUCUUUAUUUAUAGAACUUGGAGAUAAUCAGUUUGCCGGAGAAGAAAGUUUGUUUCGUAUCACAGCUUAACAGCGACUUUCCACGACCUGUAGAACUGAUUGACUCUUUCAGAAAGGUACGUUAUAUGGACUUAAAUUGCCUUCUGAUUAGCCUGAGAUGCAGCCGACAUUUGGCGACGCCACCAUAGGCCUAGAUACAAAUAUCCAGAUAUUUUUAAGAUAUUUAGAAGAUUUUGAGAUAUUUAGAAAAUCUCAUGAUAUUUAGGGAAAAAAGUGUGAUAUUUAGAAUUUUGUUACGAAAAAUGCACUGAAAUCAUGUUUUUUUUUUCUAGGAAGCUACUUCAAUACUAAUUAGGGCAUGGGGCAUUUCAGUGACAGAAAUUCAAACAAAUCUCCACAUAUGUAGCCUGAUAUCAGGCUCAAUUUUCCUUUAGCUUUCUAAAUAACAUUCCGGCGGGCAAGGCGAAACGAAAAGAGAGCCUGAUAGAAACCUUCUACGAAACGUCGGCCGCCCACUAUUUUUAUUGAUUGACAUUUGCCGAAUCAACCACCCAAAACCACUUGGUGCUUGUUUUUUAGUAUGCAAAUUUUCAACCACCCGAAACCACUUGUUGCAUGUUUUUUAGUAUGCAGAUUUUUCAUACGUGGGAAGAAAAUGUAGACUCACUGACUUAAAAAAUAGCUUUUGUCUUUUAUUUCAACAAUAAAACAGUCGCCACAAUCACAUUUAACUUCUUGUGAGAUUCCCUGAGGAGAUCUUGAAGCUUAUUCUAUUGUCGUAGAAGGUAAAAGGUUUUCGAAAAGACGGUGACACGAUGUUCUAGUUUAAAUAUUUUGGCUAAGCGUGCUCGAUUUUUAAAUUUUUAAAAGACUGAAAUUUCCAUUUUUCCAAUGCUUUCAUAUUUUCCUCGACAAUUUUCCCCGAUUUUCAGUGGAUAAUUCUUUUAAACUCUCGGAGGAACAUAUCUUCACUUUUUCAAAGGAAAAAUAUAUUAUCUCAGAACAAACCAAACGAGUGCUCAAGUGCAUUUAAUUUAGUCCCGUGAAUACACUUUGCAAUUUGCGAAUUUAAUUGAAACAUUUACUGUCUAAAAGCAUAUUUCUUUAUAAGUCUAGGUAUUAAAAAUAUUAUCUGCCACUUUGUUGGAAAGUCGUAACGGUACUACUAAUGACUGCAUGCUCAACUGAGCUGAAACAAAAUGAAAAACAAUAUUACAAACACACUUUGUAGUUUUCCUUUGUUGUGUUGCCUCCGCUUGCAUACCCGUGCAGAGAAGUCAUUCCCGGCAAAACUUUCAAAUGAACCUAGUUUUAAGAUGGACAGUAUUUUGAUUUGGACUCGUUUGUUGGUAAAUCAGAAGGCACAUUGUUCGCGGUCAACAACUUGCAGAGAGAUUCAUCUCUACGAUACACUCACAUUAGUUCCGUCAAUUAAUAAAGCAAAUCCUGAGAAGAUAUGAACAACCACCUGAAUUUCCAGGGCACAUAUUAAGGCAGAUUUUCCUACUAUAAGACCAUAAAUCAAUAAAAAAGACAGCAAAAUCGAUCCUUCUCUCCGCCGACGGCUGAAACAACUACGCGAGGAAUAAGGGCUUUCAACUUCCCUUGAUUCCAACAGCCAAUCAGAUCUUGUGGCAUUGUUCUAACAGCAAAUCAGCGUUGCGGCCAAAAUCUGGCCGCAGUGAGCACAAACUUGUGAGAGUUUGUAUUAGGCCCAACUUUUAGCGGUAGCCGUUAGAGAGAAUGUAUGAGAACCGCUAAAAUUGGGCUUAAUCUCAGGUUACCACACAUGGGUCUGUUGUCAUCAGAUCCAGCAAUACUCUCCAUUCAUAUUAUAUGCCAUAUGGCUAAUGUUCAACAAAAUGGCUGAUGACUUACCCUCUGAGCCACGCACAAACCAAACAGUAGUGUCCCUUUUAGACCACCUUAGACCUCCAGCACCUCAUGGUCUUUCACGAACUCUGCCUGAAUUAAAGUACAGUGCCCUAGUCUUCUUUGAGGCUGAAGGGCACUGUAAAUAAGGUUGACUUUAUGUGAAAUUGUUUUAGAGUUUGUUGUAUGCUGUACAAGAAUGUAAUUUCCUGAGAUUUACUGAAAUUUGUGUUGCCAUUUUAGAUGACAGGCUAUAUUGUUGUGUUUUUACUGUAAUAUUUAUGACAUGAAGCCAGAUAUUUUUGAGAUAUUUAGAACUUUUUCGAGAUAUUUGGAAAAAAAUUUCGAGAUUUUUAGAAAAAAAUCGGGAAUUUCCGGAAACAUAUUUAGGCGAUUUAUCGUGGUUUUUGUAUCUAGGCCUACGCCACCACUGGUUUCCUCACGAAAUAACGUCUGAGAAACGAGCGCAGAAGUGCGUCUGAGUAUGGGUAGUGUGUCUGAUUGAUCGUACUGCGUGGAAAAUUUGCUUCAACCUGUCAGAAGCACUACCCACAUCUGGGAAGUGACGCGUCAUCAGUGUGGAAUUUCUGCGCUCGUUUGUCAGAGGUCGCAGGGAAACCAGUGACGGCGUCGUUUGAUUAAUGUCGGUUGUUUUUCUCACGAUACCUUAUGAUGCAAUGGCAAAAGCAUUACAACCGUAAAGAUUCGUUAUUUGGAGACUAGCAUAAAUAAAAAGCAUAUUCUUACAAUUCCUAGGCAGCCCGCAACAAAACAAGUCUUUCUUUUUUGCUGAGGACAAAAUCCGCUAUGGAGAUAAAAGAAGUACCAGAUGACCUUUCUAGUCCUCAUCGUGCCGCCUUGGAAAAUAUGUGUCAGGAUUUCCUGAACUAUCGAGCAGAACCCGUAAGCCAAGAUUCAAAUUCUGCUACCACGCCCCUAUCGCCAGAAAAAGGCAAGUGUUCAUCAUUCAGUCAACAAACCAACCAACCAAUCAAUUAAUCAAUCAUUUAAUAUACUGAAGAGUGGCCUGCAGAACGAGAGUUUUUUAGGCGAGCGAAGGCAAGCGCAACAAAGGCGUGAAGCGCGAAACACGCGACAGGUGGAAGGCUCGGAAGAAGGAGAUUCGCGCCUUCCCCUGUCGCGAGUGUCUCGCGCUCCACGCCUAUCUCGUGCUAGCCUACGUGCACACGUCUCCUAUUUCCUUUUGUACUCGCAAGUAACAAAGGAAAAGGAGAUAUCUGGGCGAAGGUCAACCUUGCGCUUGUCUUCGCCUAGCCUCCCAUGUAGGCGUUUUUAGGGAGCUCGUAUUUCGUACCUCCCCGCAGCUGUAUUUUGAUACAUUGAUACAAGUAAGUUAAUUGCUGCUUUUAGACUUACAAAAAUUCCUAAAAUAAAAGCAAAAUUUAUAAAUUAAACGAACCUUAACAUAAAAUACAGCUGUGGGGAGAAACGAAAUACGAGCUCCCUUAAUCCGCAAAACGCGGGAAAAAUAAAAUAUCCGUUUCUCCUCGCUCUUCGUCGCAGGGGACGUUUCUCCACGGAAAACUUCCCCAGCGGCUAAGAGCGAGGAGAAAGGGAUGUUUUCGCAGGCUAUGAAGAAACAGUAAAGUUUGGGUUUUAUUAACUGAUUGAGUAAAGACUGAAAAGGUAAACUUUCAAGGGCAAGCAGCAUCCUGUGGAACAGGUAUUACUUACAGUAUAUAUAUGACUUUGGCUUCGCGUUUGAAUGUUCGCUUACUUCAGGCCGAAGUCUUCAAUGAACGCAAACCUUCCACAAGUCCUAUGAAUGCAUGUCUGCAUGAUGGGAAGUUAAGCAUGCCGCGCCACGAGUGUCGUGUCAAGGGCAUAUUGAAAACAAAAUUAUAACCAACUGAGCUAGCAUACAAGAAUCUUAUAUUGCAUUGUUUUAAAACUAACUCUUUGUUUUACCUUAUUUCAGGAAAAAAUAAGAAGCGUGUUUAUCGACGCAAUUGUUCUAGCACAGUUUGCUAUACAGUGGAAGUGUGUUACCUUCGGUGCCUAG
This is a messenger RNA of Porites lobata, 4457 nucleotides long. NCBI's taxonomy places the organism in Eukaryota, Metazoa, Cnidaria, Anthozoa, Scleractinia, Poritidae. The record is from the annotation of a GenBank genome assembly.